Molecule: messenger RNA, 1566 nt
Organism: Lachancea dasiensis
Lineage: Eukaryota; Fungi; Ascomycota; Saccharomycetes; Saccharomycetales; Saccharomycetaceae
Source: the annotation of a GenBank genome assembly
AUGUCACUUCUUUCGGUUGAUCAGCAACAAUCUGCUUGGAAAGAUUUAACGCAGCCAUUUUUUGGGACAUCGAAGGAGCUAGACCAGCAGUCGCCGGAGGUUUUAGCCUAUAACUCGCUUUUUGAGGAUUCAGAAGACCGUGACACCCCCGAGCUCAAUAUCGAAUCCUCGAGGAAAGAUCCAUUGCUGUUGGGAUCCUGCUCACAAGAAGAGCAAGUUCUUCACAAGUUUGAAUCUAAUAUGUACACUGCAUCAGACUCCCAUCAGUGGUCAAUUGACGAUAUUUUGGCAGAGUGUACACCCGAAAAAUCUUCUCUGUGGACAGGAGCUCUAAGUGAAGAAGAAAAACCAGUAGGUGACCUCAGUAGUUCCUCCUUCACCAGCCCCUCGAACUACAGUAAAUUUCAUUCAGGGUCUGACGCAGCUAUUGGGCAGGAGUACGGAGCUGCUUUCAAUAAUGACCUGUCGACCGCGGUACACAGAGAAGCAGCCCACCGAUACGAAUUCGAUGACAAAGUCAGUCCGAGUUCAAUGCUUAACAACAGAGGCCAUUCAUCUUAUCAGAAGCUUGAGACAAGUGCCAACAGUGGCAGUCUUCAGUCUCAAGCAAAACUAUUUGUGAAGCCCACCAAAAAGCCAUCGACGGGAAAAAUCCAGAAGCAAACUGCAAAAAAACCUCGCGCCAAAAGAAGUUCAAAGUUCAAUCACAGUGCCAAGAGAGCUUCCCUUGAGAAGUUAGUCGCCGAAUUGCAAUCAAAAAAUGAGAGUCGCAGUGAUGGUACAAUGGGUUUCCUGAUCAGAAAAAGCAUAUCCAAGGAGCUCAAGAUAGAGGGUUCAUGUGUCGUGCCAACUCUAAGAUUCGGGGGGACCAUGUUUGGCCAGGUUCUUCAGUACCUUGACGACCAAUGUGUCCAAUUCGAACCUGCUGGCCAGUUCAGAACAAUAUGGAACUACCAUAGAAUUGAAGACGGGCCGACAAUAACGUUAUGCUUGACUCCUUAUGAUGGUGUGGCAACCUGUGACGGUAAUAACUACCAGUUUUCAGUUAUUUCUAGACUUCUACCACACGAUUGUUUCGGCAAUCCCCAAUCUGCUAACAAGAAGAAGGCAAACAGAAUCCAAGAUGAGCUCGACAGAGAAAAGAGAGCCGACCACGGGAAAAUGUUCCGCUGGCGGCAUUUGUUGACUAGCUUUGAAUAUUUUAAACUAGUUUCGUUCAUGCUUGGUACCACCUACGAUUACAGCCUAAAUGACAACCAGUUGGGGGAGACCAGAGGCAGUGAUGGAAAGGUUAUCUCGCCCGAAAAGAGACACGAUAUGCGAACACGGUCGCACGCCAAAAUAUACUUUGAAGGGAAGGCAGUGAAAAGCGCACAUGAGUUGUUAAAUGCUGAGACAGCCGAUAGACGCAAGUCCUUUAUUGUAGGAACAUUCGGCCAGAUAAUGGGUUACACCCAUAUGAGGCCCUUUGGCUCUGAUUCAUCGCUGUCUGUCAUGGAAUUCAAAUACUUGGAAGAAGCUCUUUCCAAAGAGAUCAACUUUCAAGUCUUUCAUGCCAUAGAAUAA